Gadus chalcogrammus (walleye pollock) is the source of this 1021-nucleotide messenger RNA. It is a transcript of the gene fahd1, whose product is annotated as fumarylacetoacetate hydrolase domain containing 1. Gene Ontology annotation, cellular component: mitochondrion. Gene Ontology annotation, molecular function: acetylpyruvate hydrolase activity. Lineage: Eukaryota; Metazoa; Chordata; Actinopteri; Gadiformes; Gadidae. The record is from RefSeq and is a predicted model, not a curated record. The transcript has a single exon. The coding region runs from base 267 to 929 and encodes 220 amino acids.
UUUGCUUGCAUGCAGUUCAAUAGGGAUACAGGGUAUACUGUUCAGUGUGCAGUUGUGACUGUAUAUAUAUAUAUACCACUAGCUAUCCCGUUUCUAUGUUUGCUAAUUUAGCCCAAAAUAUUUGUUCCCAUUUGAGGCUCCGUAGAUUGCCACCUCACACGGAAGUGGGAGGGUUUUGCUAAUAGGUCCAUGGUUUUGCUGUCAAAGGUCAUUUUUACAGGCGCGGACUGCUUUGAUGCGGAUGAAAACUUUUUUUGAGACACGCAAUGACUGCGCGAAAUAUAUCUCGGUUCUGGGAAUGGGGCAGGAAAAUCAUCUGCGUGGGAAGAAAUUAUGCUGACCAUGCAAAGGAAUUAAAGAAUGCUCUUCCUACAGAGCCUAUUUUGUUCUUGAAGCCACCUUCUGCAUACGUUACCGAGGGCUCCCCUAUUCUGGUCCCGUUCUACUCCAGCAACUUGCACCAUGAAGUUGAAUUGGGGGUUGUAAUUGGGAAGGGCGGCACGGCUAUCUCUCAGAGUAACGCUAUGGACCACGUUGCGGGCUACGCGUUGUGUUUGGACAUGACAGCCCGAGACAUCCAGGAAGAUUGCAAGUCAAAGGGUCUGCCAUGGACACUGGCUAAAGCUUUCAACACCUCCUGCCCCAUAAGCGAAUUCAUUCCCAAAGAACGGAUCCCUGACCCGGGAAACGUGACGCUGUGGUUGAAGGUGAAUGACCAGUUGCGACAGAACGGCUGCACGGCUGAGAUGAUUUUCUCCAUUCCUUUUCUCAUCAGUUACAUAAGCGAGAUCAUCACACUGGAGGAGGGCGACCUCAUCUUAACCGGGACGCCGAAAGGGGUCUCCGCCGUACAGGAGCACGACGAGCUCCAGGCGGGCAUAGAAGACGUCAUUACCAUGAACUUCAAAGUCAAUCGAAAAAAUCAAUAAAUCAAAAUCAUGUGUGAUUUAACAAAUGUAUGGAUGCAAGUGUCGAUUGGAAAUGAUUUAUUAUUGAAAAUGAUGGAUUAACAUGUGAUUUC